Messenger RNA from Colletotrichum orchidophilum, 876 nucleotides. RefSeq names its product formyltetrahydrofolate deformylase. NCBI's taxonomy places the organism in Eukaryota, Fungi, Ascomycota, Sordariomycetes, Glomerellales, Glomerellaceae. The transcript has 2 exons. The record is from RefSeq and is a predicted model, not a curated record. Gene Ontology annotation, molecular function: formyltetrahydrofolate deformylase activity. Bases 1 to 876 code for a protein of 291 amino acids. Gene Ontology annotation, biological process: 'de novo' IMP biosynthetic process.
AUGUUUGAGUCGAAUGAGACGUGCACAUUCAACAUAGCUCCCGCCUCUCACGGCCAUAUCCUGACGCUCUCGUGCCUGGACAAGUCCGGCAUCGUCCGUGCCUUGACGGGGUUUUUUGCGGCCGCGAAGCUCAACGUCCUAGACCUCCAACAAGUUUCCGACCUCGUCUCGGAAAAGUUUUUGGUGCGCGUGCACUUUGGGCCGACCGAGACCGAGUCGACGGAGCAUCUCAAGGGCCCGUUAGACGCCCUCGCCGCCGAUGUUCAACUGGACUGGUACCGCAUCCGGCCCGUCACCAGGAAGCUGCGCACCCUGAUCCUGGUCUCGAAGAUCGGACACUGCCUCAACGACCUUCUCUUUCGCGCAAAUUCGGGCCAGCUGCCCAUUGAUAUCCCCCUCAUCGUCUCCAACCACAACGAGUACCAGGGCACGGCCGGCAACUACGGCAUCGACUCCCACCACCUGCCUGUCAACAAGGACACCGAGGACGAACGGGAGGAGGCCAUCCUGCGCCUGGUCAAGGAGAACGACACUAAGCUCGUUGUCCUGGCCAGCUACAUGCAGGUUCUCACCUCUCAGCUGUGCGCAGCCAUGUCCGGCAAGAUCAUCAACAUCCACCACCCCUUCUUGCCGUCUUUCAAGGGCGCCAAGCCCUACCACCAGGCCUACGAGCGCGGCGUCAAGAUUAUUGGCUCGACGUCUCACAUUGUCACGGCUGACCUAGACGAGGGCCCAAUCAUUGAGCAGCGCGUCGCCCGAAUUGACCACUGCAUGAGCCCCAGGAUGUGGUCGAGGAAGGAUUCAACAUUCAGAGCCAGUUCCGGCCGCUACGGUCGAGUGGACUGCCGAGGGGCGUGCGUUCCUCAACAAGAUUAA